UUAAAAUUCCCAAAAGGGAUAUAUUAUUAUAAUUUCCUUGUUUCCCCCCCCCGCUAUUGCUUGCGCAUUGCUUUCGCGAUUGUGCUCCAGGAUCGAGACUAAACACACCCUUGUCUUCAAAAUGCCUGUUCUUCCCUCUUUACAAGGGUCUACCUUCGAUGAGGACAUUCGCGAUCGUCACUUGAUAUAUGACUAUGCAGCGCAGGAUACGGAAGGAAAUCCAGAGAAAUGGCGUUAUGAAAUGUGGUUCUACAACGAGGACCGCAUAAAUUACGCCAUUCAUGGGGGCCCCAUGGCGGGGCGUGCGGCGUUUCAAUCAGCCACAUACCAAUGCAUCCGGCCCGGAGAGUUAUGGCAGUGUAACUGGCUCGAGGAAACUGGCACCAUCUGUUCAUUGGUUUUCGAUAUUUCACGGAAGCAUAUCACGACCUUGAUAGCCUUUUCCAAGGGACAUUGGGAGGAAAACACGACGGCUCGUGGCGAUAAGCGCAUCCCAGAGGAUCUAGCACGAAUGAGAAGUUUGGCUCAAAUCGGUAGCCAAGUCGAUCGGAUACUUUUGAGUGAACAGGCCGAGAUCUUGGAGGAUUUCUGUGGUCCGGGUAAUCUGAAACCAAUACAGAUGAAUUGGCCGACGCUGUGAUAAAAGGCAUGGUAGCAUCGAGGGCUUCCUUCAAGGAAUCAAGACCCGGUCCUGUCGGCCGUGGGCUCACGGGGGAAAUCCGAUCAGUCUGCGUGGCACGACGAUAGCCCGAAAGCGGAGAGCAUUUCACUUUGCCCUAUUCAAUGUAUAACCAAACAAGUAUACUAGGUUCCAAGAACAGAUUUCUUGAAAGGAUGCCGCGUGUAAAGUGGUCGGUCCUAGGUGCAACUAAAUACAACUCCAAUGCGAACAUAUCAAGUUUCCGAGAAUUGAUGGGUAUCCCGGCAACGCAUAGUGAAACUGGGUCAUUUCAAAAAUCCAAAAUACCCAGAAGUAGAGCUGAAUCAUGGUCGCGUCCUCCCAUGCCAACACUCGUGGUCCAUGCAAUCGGUUUGUCCAAGGUUAUGGUCCCUAGAACACGGCAACACGGCCAUCGUAUCGCAUCGAACUUCGAUGCGAUGACACACACACACGGUCCGGGAAGUUGAGAGCCUGCUGCGGA
Molecule: messenger RNA, 1142 nt
Organism: Aspergillus pseudotamarii
Lineage: Eukaryota; Fungi; Ascomycota; Eurotiomycetes; Eurotiales; Aspergillaceae
Product: Calycin-like protein
Exons: 1
Coding region: 122-640 (172 amino acids)
Molecular function (GO): carboxy-lyase activity
Source: RefSeq, a predicted model, not a curated record